Messenger RNA from Hippocampus zosterae (dwarf seahorse), 5104 nucleotides. RefSeq names its product cadherin-10-like. Gene Ontology annotation, biological process: adherens junction organization; homophilic cell-cell adhesion; cell-cell junction assembly. The record is from RefSeq and is a predicted model, not a curated record. The coding region runs from base 342 to 2732 and encodes 796 amino acids. NCBI's taxonomy places the organism in Eukaryota, Metazoa, Chordata, Actinopteri, Syngnathiformes, Syngnathidae. Gene Ontology annotation, molecular function: calcium ion binding; cadherin binding. The transcript has 12 exons. Gene Ontology annotation, cellular component: adherens junction; plasma membrane; catenin complex.
CCGCCUGGUGCCGGGGACUCGACAGCCAAUGGGCGGCUGGCGUCCUCUCAGCCUCCGUGUCAUCCGCACACCGAGGACGCAGUUGCUGCGGACGCGCGGCCGACGUCGGCCGCUCUCAAUCGGAUACUCUCCCCCCGCCCGCGUCUCUUCCAGCCUGACAUCCCCCGCCGCCGCGGCUCCCCCACCCACGCCGUGCCCAGGUUGCGUCUUCGGGCUCACUUUCUGCUUACGGAUCCAGUAUGACGACCGACACAUCACUCUGACCCGAAGACCGCGAGAAACAAAACGCCGAAGGAGGGAGGAGGAGGGGCAAGGGGCUGAGGAGCCAAAGCCCGGUCGCCAUGGAGACGCUGUGCGUGUUGAUGGCGCUGUGGGUCGCCGCCCAGGUGGGCACGGCCCCAGCCACGGGGCUGAGGCCGGUGCGAAAGACUUCGGCGGGACACAAGAUGCCGACGGGCUUGACGGGGCAGGACGCCAACGGGGUGCCGCUCAGGCGCUCCAAGCGAGGAUGGAUGUGGAAUCAGUUCUUCCUGCUGGAGGAGUACACUGGCAACGACAUGCAGUAUGUCGGGAAGCUCCACUCGGAUUCGGACCGCGAGGACGGCAGCGUGCGCUACGUGUUGACGGGCGACGGCGCCGGGACGCUGUUCAAGAUCGACGAGAAGUCGGGCGACAUCCACGCCACCAAGCGCCUGGACCGCGAGGAGAAGGCCUACUACGUGCUCCACGCCAAGGCCGUCAACCGUUUCACCAACGAGGCCCUGGAGGGCGAGUCCGACUUCAUCAUCAAGAUUCACGACAUCAACGACAAUGAGCCGCGCUUCACCAAAGACCCCUACAUCGCAAGGGUGCCCGAGAUGGCCGACAUCGGCACUCCCGUCAUCCAGGUGACGGCGCUGGAUGCUGACGACGCCACCUACGGGAACAGCGCCAAGGUGGUCUACAGCAUCCUGGAGGGGCAGCCCUACUUCUCGGUGGACCCUGAAACCGGCAUGAUCAAGACGGCACUGCCGGGCAUGGACCGAGAGGUCAAGGACAAGUACCAAGUGGUGAUCCAGGCGAAGGACAUGGCCGGACAGAUGGGGGGUCUCUCUGGGACCACCACGGUCAGCAUCACCCUGGCGGACGUCAACGACAACCCGCCGCGCUUCACCAAGACUCUCUAUGAGUUCAAGGUGCCCGAGUCCACCGCGUUAGGCUCGGCGGUGGGCGUGAUCCAUGCCGUGGACAAAGACAUCGGCGAGAACGCCGAGUUGGACUACAGGAUCAUCGGGAGCGACGGGCCCGGGAUGUUUGACAUCGUGACCAAUCGCAGCACGCAGGAGGGCGUCAUGGUGCUCAGGAAGCCGCUGGACUUUGAGCGCAAACGUCAAUUCAGCCUGCGCGUCCAGGUGGAGAACCUCCACGUCAACCCUCGCUUCUUCUCCAUGGGUCCCUUCCGAGACGAAGCGUCCAUCAAGGUGACGGUGGAGGACGUGGACGAGCCGCCCGUCUUCGAGCGCGCCAGCUACAUCAUGGAGGUGCAGGAGGAUACGGCCCCCAAAACCGUCAUCGGUACCGUCAGCGCCUCCGACCCGGACGUCAAGCGCAGUCCUGUCAGGUACUCAAUCGACCGGCGCACCGACAUGGACCGCGUGUUCGACGUUCACGCCAUCAACGGCUCCGUGUUCCUCCUGCGGGAGCUGGACCGCGAGGAGAACGCGUGGCACAACAUCUCAGUCGUUGCGUCCGAAUUCAACAACCUGCAUCAGAUGAGCCGCGUGGUCGUCUACAUCCGAGUGCGAGAUGUCAACGAUAACGCGCCGACCUUCGCCACCAACUACGAGACAUUCGUGUGCGAAAACGCCAAAGCUAAUCAGAGAAUCCAGACGGUGAGCGCCACGGAUCCAGAUGAGCCGGUUGGAGGACAUCGCUUCUUCUUCAGUCUGGCCCAGGACGCUAGUGGCAAGGCCAACUUCUCUGUUCGCGACAACAAAGAUAACACGGCGUGGAUCCUGACGCGGAGGAACAGCUACAGCAGCCUCCUGAAGAGCGUCUACCACGUGCCUGUGGUCAUCUCGGACAGCGGGAACCCCGUGCAGAGCAGCACCAGCACGUUGACGGUCCGCGUGUGCACGUGCGAUCGCGAAGGCAAUAUGAAGCUGUGCAACGCCGAGGCGCUCACGGCCAGGGCCGGGCUGAGCACCGGGGCGCUGGUGGCCAUCUUGCUCUGCGUCAUGAUCCUGCUCAUGAUCGUGGUUCUGUUCGCCGCCUUGAGGAGGCAACGCAAGAAGGAGCCUCUGAUCAUCUCCAAGGAGGACGUGCGGGACAACGUGGUCAGCUACAACGACGAGGGCGGCGGCGAGGAGGACACUCAGGCCUUCGACAUCGGCACGCUGCGCAACCCGGAGGCCAUCGAGGACGGCAAACAGAGGCGGGACAUCGCGCCCGAGACCUACUACCCGCCCGUCCGCCGGCCCGCGCCCCCCUCGGCGCGGGACAACAACGGCGACGUGCGGGAAUUCAUCAACCAGAAGAUCCAGGACAACGACUGCGACCCGACAGCGCCGCCUUACGACUCGCUGGCCACGUACGCCUACGAGGGCAGCGGCUCGGUGGCCGAGUCGCUCAGCUCGCUGGAGUCGGCCACCACGGAGGGCGAGCAAGACUACAACUACCUGAGCGAGUGGGGGCCGCGCUUUAAGAAACUGGCCGACAUGUACGGCGCCGACGAAAGCGACCGGGAUUCCUAACGAUGUCUCGCCGCGUUGGCUGGCGAGAGGACAUUCGAAGAACCUUUUUGAGUGGAAGUAGGCCUCGUGUGUCCCGUCUGCUGUUAGGGCAGGGGUGUCCAAACUGCGGGGCCAUCCUGCAGCGGCAUAUCCUCCAAAAAUGCUUUCAUUACAGCUCAUGACACUAUUUCACAGAAGAAAAAUAACAAUUUGGUUUUCGAUAGAGCAGGGGUGACUGAACCACGUGUUUUGUUUUUACGGCACAUAACGACAAAUGAUAUUUGACACACCCGGUCAAAAAAGAAAAAGGAUGGGGGUUGCAACACGCCUUAAAUUUAUUACUCAAAACAAAACCUCAAUAAUAGCAGAUGAAUUGAAAUAACUGAUAUGGAUUACAGAACGAAUAUUUUUUUUUUAGAUGAUUUGUUUUCGAAAAAAAACAUGUAAACCCCUUUUUUUUUUGUUUAUGACACCUUUAUUACGACAAAAAUUAAGACAACCCUUUAAAAAACUUGUUACACUUAAUAAAUUUCACGUUGAAAAUGCAAAAAUGAAGAAUACAGCAAUGUAACUCCCGAUUGCAGAAACGCACGCUGGUUGCCAUGACUACCGUUCUUUUUCGUCUUUCAUUUUGAAGACAAAGACGAAGAACGGUAGUCAUGGCAACUAGCCGACGCAUCACCAACAAGAAUUUACGGCACCAAAAGUCGCAGGUAUCCACCAAGAUUGGUACAAAAGUCUUUUUAAACUAAAAAGAACAACUUGAACAAGGUUAUUUAGCAGACGUUUUGUCGUCCUCGCGUGCUGCCAGAGGGGAGAGCGCGCUCCGCUCGCAUUAAAUUCUGAACGCAGACUGUCAUCGGGAACUCGUGCACGUGUACGGCCUGCACCGGGAUCCGUUUUAGGUGCCCUCUAAAUAACCAAACGGCACAUUUGAACAACAUUCGGACUUUCUGAAUGCCGUGAGUGAAACAGUGCUGUCGGAGGAUAUUUCCCAAACGCACCCCACAAUGAGAAACCACGGAUUUGUGGAGCGUGGGGUGCGUUGAAAGGUUUUUUGCGCAUUGAACAAAGACGAAGAACGUCAGAAUGGUUCUGCCAUGCUUUCAAUUUUCUGUCCACGGCCCCCCCAGGAAGAAAAAAGUUUGGACACCCCUGUGCAUUGGAUGUAGGCCACGCCCACACAUAGCUACCAUUGUUUUUCUUUGUUUUUCUUCCUGCGACGGACGCUGUGAGCAGUGGCAUACUUUCAAUGUUUCUGCGACAAAGUCCCGCUACAUAUAUCGUGAUCUUCUGCUUGUGUACGCUACAUGAUACAAUACACUGUACAGCCACUUUGUCUUUGUCCUCACAGCGCCACGCCCCCUAGCCUUCAGGAAGUGGUACUGUCGUCGUCACGCUUGAAAAAGGCGCCAGGAGCGGCGGUCCACUUUUGUCACGUCAAGCGGGCGGCCAAAGCCGACAAACGUUUCUCUCCUCGAUGUCAUCUAAAGAGCUUAGCUGGUCUCUUUUCAGACAAUCGAGCAGGAAAAUUCACUCCUGGGUUGGACGGAGGCAACCGGACUCUUGUCGAAGACGUUUCCACUUGAAUCGAAAAGACUUUUUUUAGUUGUAUUUUGAGCUGUGGAGUCCUAUUGAUGUCGCUAGUUUGGGAUCGAACGACUUCAACAACCAAGACGUUGCCUCCGUUCAACAUUUGCGGAUGACCGUGAAGCUACGUCGGCGUUUUGCUUGCGUGGAUUUGAUCCACCGGGGAGCCCAGUCCACACUGAUGAUGGAGUUUGGAGAUGGUUUUGGCACAAUGGGGGAAAAGAGUCGGACACAACCCGCUCUCAUCGAAACGGUGGUUUGUCUCGUUUCCUUUCAGCCCCCCCCCCCCAAAAACGCUCGUCAACGAGGCUUCUCACCUUUGACGUCGACAGCUAACAAGGAGCUGAAAGUACAUUCUUGGCUCUAUACUAGCAAGUGAGAAAAAAAGUGAAAGCCUUACAGAGACGUUCCGAUCCAACCACCUGACGGAUGACGGAAAACCGGAAGGACGAAGCAAGCGCGUGAGCGCCUUUCACAUCCGUCACACAGCCAAGCGACAGAAAGUCGACGUUUUUACGUGGAGUGUUCAGCACGUGGUCAUUUUGGUCCCCCCGCCCCCCCCCCCGCGCUCUCCUGUGGUGGCGCCAUCAAGUUAGACGUGUGCUUGUCGAUGUGUAGACGCCGUUGGGCCGCUGGUGACAAACGUGGUGGAGUCUCUGUGAGCGUAGAAGAAAAAAAAAAAAAAUUGUCGGGAGGGCUCGCCGUAGCCCGGCGGGCCCGCCGCCUCCAUCAAUUCUGCUUUGUACAACGUGACAUUUUGUACUGGAUAUUUAUAUGACACAAUUAAAUAUCUUCAAAAGGUG